Mytilus californianus (California mussel) is the source of this 1680-nucleotide messenger RNA. RefSeq lists its product as uncharacterized. The transcript has 3 exons. The record is from RefSeq and is a predicted model, not a curated record. NCBI's taxonomy places the organism in Eukaryota, Metazoa, Mollusca, Bivalvia, Mytilida, Mytilidae. The coding region runs from base 212 to 1423 and encodes 403 amino acids.
UCAGUCUGCACAUGUGCGCAGCGACAUUAUAUGUGAGACUGAGAUACCUUGGAAAUCCAAAAGUUAGCAUCUUAAAAAACUUCUUAAAGGUGGGAUAUAUGAUACAGACAGACGAGACUUGGAUUUCAAAAGACUUACGAGUGAACUGCAGCAGCAUGAAGAUAUCGUGUAUCAAUAUAAAGUUUAUGCCUCGGACAUGGAAAAAUAGGACAUGGCUUGUCGGCGUUUUUUAACUUUCGAGCCUAUUGAUAAACCAUCAUGGCGAAAACGUGACAGUAAAUAUGAAUGUGUACCUACGGUGAAAGAAAUGAUAAAAGAUAUUGUCAAUUAUCAUACUACAUGGUUGAGGAAACAAAGAAAUUCAGGGAAGAACAGCUUUGUAGAGGCAAAACGUGAAAUGAUGAUGGAAUUCCUGUUCCGAGUUCAACAAGGUGAAGAUAUAGGAGUGAAUGACCAAGGUACAUUUGAACAGGUUUUCAAUGCCGAAAUAAAACACUUUGAAAAAACUGGACAAAAACGGGAAUGCUCGGAGUCUGAAAAGGAUUCACCGCGAAAGAAAAUCCGUCAUGAGUCACCAAGUAAUGAACAAAGGAGCGACAGCUUACCAGACUCUUUGGAUGUUGAAGAUUAUAUUAUUGAAAAUUCGACAGAUAAAGGCAACGACGAACACAAUAAAAUAAACGAAACUAGAAAUUUACUGCGGGGCUACUGGCAUUUAAAACAUGAAUUUAAAAAGUUAUCAGAUGAAGAACAAUCUAAUUAUGUUGGUGAAAUUGAUGUCGAGACGUGCAUUCUGGACUGCCAUGGAGUUCUGAUGCGCGACCUGCUCGAUGAAACCAAAACGCAGCCUGGAAAAUUCAGUGUUCUACCGAGAUCAGCAAAUUUUGAUGGAAAAGAUUUCUUUUAUCCAUCUUAUGCAACUAACGAAAUUGCGUUUCAAGCAGUUGAUACAAUUGUUUUGGAGUACAACAAGAUGGUGAUGGAAAUAUCAAAAAUAAAAAAUAAACAUGAGAAAUUGGAACAUUCACUUAAGUGUGCUACUGUAUUGCUUUUUGGGUUUUUAACACUUCAUCCGUUCUCCGACGGUAAUGGUAGGCUUGCUCGACUAUUAUGCAGUCAUUGCUUAAAAGUAUUCUGUCCUUUCCCAACUUCGAUUUAUAACGUGUUUUCUCAUUCUACCAGAGACGAUUAUUUGAGAGCACUUGUUAACGCUAGACAGCAUUUAAAUAUUGACCCUGAUCAAUUAAAACAUGAUGAAGAUGCCAUCAAAGAAGCUGAGUUAAUUUUAGAACAGAAACCAAAUGAACUUUGUUCUCUUGUAAUAGAAAGUAACUGGUUUACAUGGCGACAGUUUCUACAUAGAAUAGGAGAGGACAUACCACUUUUUGAAUUUGAAAAGACUCAUGAAAUAAGUGAAACAUAACAUGUUUUUGAUUUAAAGUGUAUCAAUCGCAUCAAUGGCGAUGUUCCUCGUUAAAAAUAUGCAUUGUUUUUUUUUUUUCAUCUAAAAAUAUCUUUAUUGCACUUUUCUUUGCUGUAUUGACAAAUUACUCGACCUACAGCAGUUGGCCGAGUAUCCCUGUGAAUUAGUUAAUGAAAAUUAGAAAAUAUGCAUUGUUAUGUGCAAUUAUAUUCCAAAAUCAUAUUAUUGAUAAAUAUCAUAAAAAAAGUUUCAUAACG